CUGGAGGUUUGUGUUUUUGGUAAGCAUGUAGUUUUAAGACAUUAUUUGUCACGGUAACGACUCGUUAAUUAAGUUCUAACAUCUUACAUGACUAAUUGUCGUGCUAUGGCGAUGUGUGUAUAUGUGAUUGGUGUAGUAUGUUUUCUGUGUUCAAACCAGCUCUUACAUUGGUUUUACGUUUUUCUAAAUAAAAACUAAAAUCAAUUGACCAAGUACCUCAAACGGGGACAAUAUGAAAACUGUAUUUAGUCUGUAUUUAGUAUUCACAUAUCAUAAUACAUAAACAUAUCCCAAUAUAUAAACCAAUACAAUGACAGUGUCAACUGCAGUAUCAGUUGAACUUUAUUGUUUUGCCUGGGCCAAUCAAAUGACAGUGUUAAUAGGAGAGCGUCUGUGAAAGUACCACCUCCUGUACUUUGGAACACAAUAAAUAGAGGCGCGGGUGUCCCAGCCUACAUUACUCGACAGACUCUUCUGAGACCAUGGUCCACUUCAGCCUGGGUACCACUCUGGUGCUAACUACAUGUAUGAUCUGGACUGCAGCUUCCACAAAGAGUAUCAUCACCUGUGACACGGGCGACAAUGUCCAACACCUGACCUGUGAGAGUGGUGUGAUCGGAGUACAGUCAGCACUGUAUGGACGUAAAGACAGGGAGACCUGCAGUGAAGGCCGACCUAAUAAUCAACUGACAGUUACAGACUGCUCUCAAAUGGGGACUGUGGACAUCAUUAAGAAAAGGUGCAACGGCAAGAAGGAGUGUGAAUUUAACACAAAUGUGGUCCGUACUUCUGAUCCCUGUGUUGGAAUAUUCAAAUACCUGGAGACCAACUAUACAUGUUUCGACGCAAGACAUGUCGUGAUUUGUUAUGGAUCUCUGGUUCAUUUGUCUUGCGAUGAAGGACAAGUAAUACUUGUGUAUGGAGCCGACUAUGGACGUCAUGACCACAAUACCUGCUCUUUCGGCCGGCCCACCACUCAAACAAAUGAUGUCGACUGCUCCAGCUCCAAUACAUUCUCAAUAAUUUAUGAGAGAUGUAAUGGGAAAAACAGCUGUACUGUCAUGCCAACAACACCCCUGCUCGGAGACCCGUGUGUUGGUACCUACAAGUACCUGGAGAUGGCUUAUGUGUGUGAAUAUCCUGGUGUGAUAUCACUGGUGAGCCAGAUCUACAGUAUGCUGCACCUCAGACUCAGCACUUCUCUCUUGCUGGCAACAACAUGUUUGCUCUGCUUAGCAGAUUCAAUGAGGACUGUUAAAACCUGUGGAGGUGGCAGUUCUGUCCACCGCAUCACCUGCGAUUCUGGUGUCAUCAAUGUGCAGACAGCACAGUAUGGAACUAAUGAUUGCUCAGGAACUGGAACAAGAAACUUUAUGAGGAAGAGCUGCGAUGGCAAAAAGGUGUGUGAGAUGAGCAUAGGAAAAUUCCGUACAUCUAAUAGGUGCCAUAGAACAUACACCUGUCUGGAGACCAAAUACACCUGCAUCCUAGCAAAUCAUCUUGUUAUAUGCGAGCUUUCUACUGCAGAUUUGUCCUGUGGUGUGGGAGAUGUCAUACGUGUGAUUGGAGCCGACUAUGGACGCCGUGAUCAGACUACCUGUAUUUACAAUUGGAAUUACAAUAACGUGAAAAACAUCUACUGUUCUAGACCCACAGACAAAGUUUCUGAGAGUUGUGAUGGAAAGAACAGCUGCACUAUCCGAGCCUCAAACUCAGUGUUUGGAGACCCAUGUCAGGGCACCUACAAGUACCUGGAGGUGGCCUACGUAUGUCUGAGGAGUGGCUAUUUAUCUCCAAGUUUGUGCAGAGGAAGAGCUGCAUAGUUGUUGAAAAAGCUAAGAGUUUUUUUUUAUUAAUUCACUUCGCAGAUGUUCACGUCAGUAACAUCACUGUAACAGUGCUUCAUGUGGAUGUGAAUAAACUGGGGCUAACUUUCACUUGAAUAUAAGUACUGUUGUUUUUUUGGGGACGUUUUGGCCUAUAUUAUGGCUCCCAACCUUAAGUCAGACUCUUCUGAUGAUUUUAUGUCCUUGAUCAGACAUGGGCAAACUGCGGCCUCGGGGCUGGAUAUGGCCCAUUUGGCAAACUUGUCCAAAUCAUAUUAUUAAUUUAUAUUAUCAUUAUACUUUUUCCAGCAAUACCAACAUUUCUUCAAUAGAUGGGGUAGAAAAGGCUUAAAACAUUUUAGCCUUUUUGCAUGAAAUUUACGUCAUAUAUCGUAGUUCACAAAAACGAGUUAAAAGGUUUGCCCACACCUGUCCUGGAUUAUGCUGUUGUUACCACUGUGUUAGCGUAGGUGACAUACUGUAUGUACUGAUGAACAGCAUAUGAGUAGCGAAAAUCAAGUUACGUUGCACCGUAGGAAUGGAAUUUCAACAUAAAUAGAGAACCCCUUGUGGGUCAAACUGACCAGGGAAUCAUAUGAAGGCUGAAGAUAUAUGCGGUUUAGGAGCAUGUGCUUUUUUUUUGUAAUGGUUUAUACGUUUUUCACAGAAUAAAAGUGCACAUGUAACAUUUACCUUUUUGCAAAAAAUCUGAAACAGGUCAAUGUUUUCUGAAUACAGUUAUAGUUCUACUGUAUUUUACUCCCUCCUACUGUUCUAAGCUAAACAGUGUAGGCCUGUGCUGCUGUAUUUUAUUGUAGGUUUUAUAAUAGAACUUAAUGAGUCAAAUAAUUUUGGAGUCU
This is a messenger RNA of Cynoglossus semilaevis (tongue sole), 2686 nucleotides long. Its product is annotated as rhamnose-binding lectin-like. The record is from RefSeq and is a predicted model, not a curated record. Lineage: Eukaryota; Metazoa; Chordata; Actinopteri; Pleuronectiformes; Cynoglossidae. Bases 483 to 1823 code for a protein of 446 amino acids. The transcript has 17 exons. Gene Ontology annotation, molecular function: carbohydrate binding.